UUCUAGGCUACGUGGUACUCUGAGGCGGACUUUCUGCGUAGAUCCAGGAACUGCUCCUUGAGACGGCAAGUUCCCCCAUGACUGAUAAGCAGUUGUCAGGAAAGCCAUCUGCUGUGUGUGGAUAAAUGGCAAAUCAGUAGCAGCAAGGGUCCAGCAAUCCAGGGAAUAUGAGUGCGACUUCAAGAAGAAAGUGGAAAUUAGCGAAUGCCGAAUGCAGACCAAACAAGUGGCACAGAUUUACAACUUGGGAGUCGUGGAUCUUGGGAUUCAGAAAUUAGUAGGCUACAGAACGAUAUUUCACCACAACAGAUUUGCUGCCUCGUUUACGAAACAGUUUCGUGUUACAUUUCAGAGUUUACAUAAUUGCCAUGGCGCGUUCCACAACUUUUGUUCUAAGUAAGCUCUAUGGACUGUACUGACACGCAGGCAUGCCUCCAAAGGUAGGAAGGAAGUUUAACAGCCUAAAGGAGUAGAAAUAGCCAUUCGGCAACUAAAUGUACCGUCAAAAUGAAGAUUAGAAAGUUCUUUCGUGGUAGUGGGAGGGUUCUGGCCUUCGUGUUCGUGGCGUCUGUGAUUUGGCUUCUUUUUGACAUGGCAGCAUUACGAUUAUCAAUCAAUGAUGUGAACAGUCAACUGUUAAAAGAACUCGUAGUAAAAGAAAGGGCGGCUAUGAAAAGACAGGCCACGAGCCGAACACAUGCACCCAAGAGAUUGUUCAAACACCCAGUGGAGAAAGUACCCGUUGACCUGGGAGACAUUGUUGAAAAUGCGAAGAGACUUGAUACAAAUGUUGCCAACGUGUAUCGUAGAAAACAGAAACCUGUAUUUAGGGAACGCACUGUUGCAGGAAACGCUGCAAAACCUAAACCUGACAGCGUGGAGAGAAGUGACAAAAAAGCAAUAGAAAAUAACGUGCUUGGCAGUUUACAAAGUGUGAAGCCUUUACGCAAAGACCCAUCUUUAAACUCUACCAAAACAGUAAAAGCCGCAGUGCUGGACAAGGCCAAACUUCCCAAGGCAGUGACUGAAGGUAUUAAAGACGUAGUAGCCAAAGACAUUGGCCAGAAGGCAAAAGUGCAAGACGUCAAGGACGCAGCGUUUACCAAAGCGCCACCCGCUGUCCAGGAAGAAGAACGGCGUGUAGUUCCAAAAGGAGCAGAGGACAAAGCUGUGAAAACAGGCAACAACAUGCCUGAGGAGAAAAGUAAAGAAAAUCUAAAAGACAUUUCAAACAAAAAAGCAAGUGAAGCUGCAAAAGCAGGUUUUCAGCAGCAUCCUAAAAAUGAUACAAAGUUAGAACCAAAGCCUGAUGUGCAGCAGGUGGCUGGAGUUCUAAGACAGGCUGACCAGAACUCUGAACUACUGAACAAAAACGACCCUCACCCAGUGAAAACACAAAUCCAGUUGACUCUUCCACCCAAGGUUCAAAAGGUGGAACCAAGUAAAGCCAAACCAACAGUCCCUGUUAAAAAGCCAGGAGCACUUCACAAAGUAAUGGCCUUGGACGUGACUGAGAAACCCAGAGAUGCACAGGCCAUGGGGCAGUUUGGACACGCAGCAGUAGUGCCAAAGGGCAAAGAGGCAGAAUCCCAAAGCCGCUGGAAUGAAGGUCACUUCAAUGUCUAUUUGAGUGAGCAGAUCCCUAUAGAUCGAUCCGUCCCCGACACCCGCCCUGCACUGUGCUCAGAGAAAAUGGUUCACGAUGAUCUGCCCACCACAAGUGUGAUCUUCUGCUUUGUGGAUGAGGUGUGGUCCACUCUGCUCAGGUCUGUGCACAGCGUGCUCAAUCGCUCUCCACCCCACCUCCUCAAGGAGAUCAUCCUAGUCGAUGACUGCAGCACCAAAGACAACCUGAAGGAGCCGUUGGAUAAGUACAUGGCCCAGUUCCCCAAGGUGCGGAUCAUCCGCCUGAAGGAAAGGCAGGGCUUGAUCAGAGCUCGCAUAGCAGGGGCGGCACAGGCCACUGGCGAGGUGUUAACUUUCCUGGACUCUCAUAUUGAGUGUAAUAUAGGCUGGCUGGAACCCCUGCUCGAGAGGGUGUACGUGGACCGACGGAAAGUUGCCUGUCCUGUUAUCGAAGUCAUUAGUGACAAAGAUAUGAGUUAUGUGCAGGUUGACAAUUUCCAAAGAGGCAUCUUCAAGUGGCCCUUGGUCUUUGGAUGGAAUACGCUCUCUGAAGAUAUCAUCAAGAAGAACCAAAUGAAAGACAGUGAUCCUCUACGGUGUCCGGUGAUGGCAGGAGGUCUGUUUUCCAUCGAUAAGAAGUACUUUUAUGAGCUGGGAACCUACGACCCUGGCCUAGAUGUGUGGGGUGGAGAAAAUAUGGAAAUUUCAUUCAAGAUCUGGAUGUGCGGAGGAGAGAUCGAGAUCAUCCCCUGCUCCAGGGUGGGACACAUCUUCCGCGGCCAGAACCCUUACAAGUUCCCCAAGGACAGGCAGAAGACGGUGGAGAGGAACCUGGCACGUGUGGCCGAGGUCUGGCUGGACGAGUACAAGGAGCUCUUCUACGGCCACGGCUACCACCACCUGCUCGACAAGACCGUCAUCGACGUGGGUAACCUGACGGAGCAGAUCCAGCUGCGACAGAGGCUCAAGUGCAAGAGCUUCAAGUGGUACCUGGAGAACAUCUACCCCGACAUGGAGGCGCCCGUGGUCAAAGCGGAGGGAAUAGUUUUUAAUCCUGGAACUAGAAAAUGCCUAGCCUUACAGAACACAACACUUGUGUUUGCAACCUGCGAUCUUAGCAAUCAGAACCAGCACUUUAGCUACACCUGGCUGCGGCUGAUCAAGCAGCAGGGCCUGUGUGUGGUGCCUCAUGGGCUGGCCAACCGCGUCUCUGUGGAGCCCUGUGAUCCAGUCAACGCCAACCAGCGAUGGAUGCUCAAUACCAACAAAGUUAUGGCCGAGCACAUCAUUGUGGAGAGCAGUGCCCGCCGUCUGUGUCUUGAAGCGGGUCCCAAAGGUGACGGCAUCUAUGUGAAGGACUGUUUCUCUGGCAAUGAGCAUCAGAGGUGGCAGUUCACCAAUGUCUAUGCACAGUGACUCUGAGAAUUGCACUACUGUAUACCAUAUGUAGUAAGACACAGACUUGUGGAUCAUUAUUGCCACUUCCAUUCACAGAUAAUGUUUUUCUUUUUCUUUUCUCGGUUCUCUUGUUGUUAUUUUUUUUUCCUCUGGAGCCUUUUUUCCUCUGGUUUACCAAAGGGCUCUUCUUAAAUGUCAGUGGGGUAUGCAUGCUGCUAGCGUAAUAACAUGGUGAGUGUAAUUUUGGGGGAAUGUGCCGUCCGCACGGUCUUCUGUUUUUCUUUCCUCUCUACUGCCAAAGUUGCUAUUCACAGCACACAGCGGUUUCAGUGACUGACUACCGAUUUUCUUUGUUUGUUUUUAAAGUUCUGGGGUUCAUUUCUCAAAAGAGAAGUUGUUAGCCUCUUAGCAACUUCGGUAGUUGCCAAUGGGAAAAUGCAUUGAAAACAUGGCCUAAUGUAGUAAGCAACUUUGGUUUUGAGAAAUGCACCCCUGGGUUGGGACUGAGGGACGAUAGUGUCCAGCUACCUUCUUCCACUUACUACUUUGAUAUUUUUCCGAAAUGAUUUACAGAUCUGUGGUAUCGAUUUUGUUCAUAGGCACUUCAUUUUUUUUACAACACAAACUGUAGGUUGUGAGUGUGUGUGAACAGCAAUAUUUUAUUACUUUUUUUAGUGUGGUCUCUCAGUAUAGCACAAUGCAAGCUCUAGGAAACGGUACUGGAACUUGUCUCCUCUGGAGUUCAUCUGUGAUAGCCAGCAAGCCUCAUACACUACUUACUUACUUACUGCUCAACCAAUGAAUCAGAAUGUUUACAAUGAGUAAAUAAGGUACUAUUACAGUAAGUAAUUAAGGUACUAUUACACUUUAGAAUUACUACCCCCAAAAAGUUUUACAAACACUUUAUUAACAUUUAAUAAUGAACAAAGCGUUUACAAAUGUUUGUAAAUGAGUAAGAACCAAACCAUGACUGCACAGUGGAGUGGGAAUCAACAUCUACUGUGUGAGUUUUACGUGUGUUUGCCUGACGAAUGCUUCUAUAUCCAGUGAUUCCAUGUCUUCUGGUCUUUGGAGGAGAAACUUCCAAGAACGAUGCAACUAUGCUGUGUCUGCUGUGUUAACAUAGUAUUUCUUGCCCAUUUACAAAAAUAUGUAAAGGUUUUGUUGAUGAUUAGUUCAUUAUUUGUAAAGUGCUUUCAAGGCUUUUAGGGAUAGGUAUUCCAAAGUGUAACCAAAGGUUCUAGAAAGACUGGCCCUACGAAGCCACUGUGCCUUAAAAUUGCUCCAGUUGAUCUUCCAAUUGUUACAGUAUGACCUGCUAGACCAGUGGUACGGUAAUAUAGGGCCUAUACUACAAAGCUGGUUCAGGAUAAGUUUAGGUUAAGUUAAUAGGUAAAUCAUCUAAUAGAAGAGCCUGGAGUCCUCAUUUUCUUAAGAAAAGAUCUUGUAUUUGAUGAUUUACCUCUUAACUUAACCUUAACUUAUCCUGAACCAGCUUUGUAGUAUAGGCCCAUGGUGUGCAAAUAUAACCCAAAACUGUGAUGAUGGUACAACACUCAAUGCAUUAAUUGUUUUUUUUUUUCAUGUUAAAAACCUGAGCUGACCUGAUUCCCCAAUUUGUGAUGAGCGACAUUGCAUUCAGUCAGCUCUACUGUACAGAAAGAUUUUUUUUAUUUUUUACAGGUUGUAGUAGAGCAAAACAUACACUAGAGGGAACUAUUGUAACUACUGAAGUAGCUGCCAGAAAUUAUUCUUGUGUGCUGUACAACAGUAUGUGUAUUGUUUUCUUUCACAAACCACAUAGCAAGAGUUAGUUCGUAUGUUUUGAUUUUUGAAGGGAAGAUGACAGUUUUUCACAUAUGAUAUGCUGUGUGCUUACCUUUUUUUAUUUGUGGUGAUCAUCGAGCAAUACAAUUGUGCAUUGUGUGUGCAAAAAUGUGUUUUAAUUGUAUGACUACAUGUUAAGGGUUUUCAUAAAUGGUUUGAGAUUUGUAAAUUUGA
Molecule: messenger RNA, 5025 nt
Organism: Engraulis encrasicolus (European anchovy)
Lineage: Eukaryota; Metazoa; Chordata; Actinopteri; Clupeiformes; Engraulidae
Product: polypeptide N-acetylgalactosaminyltransferase 5
Exons: 10
Coding region: 508-3042 (844 amino acids)
Biological process (GO): protein O-linked glycosylation
Cellular component (GO): Golgi apparatus
Molecular function (GO): polypeptide N-acetylgalactosaminyltransferase activity
Source: RefSeq, a predicted model, not a curated record